This is a messenger RNA of Symbiodinium sp. CCMP2456, 480 nucleotides long. Lineage: Eukaryota; Dinophyceae; Suessiales; Symbiodiniaceae. The record is from the annotation of a GenBank genome assembly.
AUGUUGGGCCCCGUCAGCCUCCUGGGGUUCGGCGCCGGGCCUCGGGUUCAGCACCGGAGUAUCUGCCCACAGGGCAUCUUGGAGGCUCACUUCUGGAAAUCCACGGCUGCGAGGUUCAGUGGACCCGUCCUGCUAAGACAUUUCGCACGUUUCACACUUUGGGGAGGCCGUUCUGACAAGAAGGACAUGACAGAGGCAUACAGCCCAGAACUGCUCAUAGAUUUUGACCAGACGAAACAAAACAGCAAGCACGUAGGCUUCAGGCUUUGCUGCUGGGGUACAUUGCCACCCCCGACGCCCAAGGGCCCACAACUUGUCCGGCCCAGGGAGAGCCAGGCUCCUUCUUCCUGGCUAAGAAAGCCCGCCUCACGUUGCUGUGGUUGUGCCAGACGCGCUGUCCUCCUCGGCCAUCGUACGAAAACACGGCCGGAAACAGCACCCUACUGCGGUGCACGAAUGGUCCCGGUUCUCAGCUCAUGA